AUGAAACAUCACUCUACAUUAGACCAAAACAAAAGUGACGAUGAAGAAGCGGAGGUUCUAGCUGUUCAUCAUGUUACGAUCAAAGAGCUCGACGAAGAGGAACCUUUCGAGGAGGAGGUUCAUGAUGCUCCUGCCGCAUUAGAAGAUGGAGGCCAAGCGACUAUUGAUGAAUUAAAAGAACUCAAUCUGGGCACAAAUGAAGACCCAAGACCUAUCUUCAUUAGUGCACUUUUGAAUCCUAGUGAAGAGGAGUCCUAUCAUCAACUGCUACUUGAUCAAACCUGGAACGCGCCCAAUCAAGCAAACUCAACGUCGCUUCCGUCCGGAGCUCCUAAGUCAAUUAGGGAGGUGAAAUACCCGACGUGGAUAGCGAACAUCGUUCCGAUGAAGAAGAAAAUCACUGGACAAAUUCGUAUUUGUGUUGACUUCCGAGACUUAAACGAGGCUUGCCAGAAGGAUGACUUUCCAUUGCCCAUAAUUGAGCUCAUGGUUGAUGCAACCACAGGUCAUGAAGCCUUAUCUUUCAUGGAUGGUUCAUCUGGAUACAAUCAAAUAAGAAUGUCACCAGAGGACGAAGAACUCACAGCCUUCCACACUCCGAAAGGAAUUUACUGUUACAAAGUGAUGCCAUUUGGCCCCAAGAAUGCAGGUGCGACCUAUCAACGUGCAAUGCAAAAGAUCUUUGGUGACAUGCUUCAUAAGAAUGUCGAGUGCUACGUUGAUGACCUGGUGAUCAAGUCAAAAAGAAGAGAAGAUCACUUGAAAGACUUGAGAAUGGUGUUUAAUAGAUUGCGGAAAUACCAACUCAAGAUGAACCCUUUGAAGUGUGCUUUCGGCGUCACGUUAGGUAAAUUUCUUGGUUUCAUCGUUAAACAUCGAGGCAUCGAAGUAGACCAGACUAAGAUUAAAGCCAUCCAAGGAAGGUGUCAGCCGUUCAGUCGCCUUAUGAAAAAAGAUGCUCCUUUUGUUUGGGAUGAAGCUUGUCACAAUGCAUUUGAAAGCAUAAAGAAGUACCUAUCGAGUUCACCACUGUUAGGAGCUCCUAUUCCAGGCAAACCACUCAUAUUGUACAUUACGGCUCAAGAGAGGUCAAUUGGAGCCCUGUUGGCGCAAGAGAAUGAGUCACAUAAGGAGCAGGCACUCUAUUAUCUAAGCCGAACUCUUACUGGUCCCGAAUUGAACUACACACCUAUAGAAAAGACGUGUCUUGCACUUGUCUUUGCUAUUCAAAAGUUAAGGCACUACAUGCAAGCAUUCACAGUUCAUCUAGUUGCACGAGCUGACCCGGUGAGGUACGUUAUGUCAAAACCAGUCUUGACGGGGCGUUUGGCCAAGUGGGCAUUACUUCUCAAUCAAUAUGAAAUCAUCUACACUCCAACAAAGGCAGUAAAGGGGCAAGCUGUUGUAGAUUUCCUAGCCGAUCAUCCAAUUCCAGCAGACUGGGAAAUUUCAGAUGACUUACCCGACGAACAAGUCUUCUUCGCUGAUAUUUCUCUUGCUUGGAUGAUGUUUUUUGACGGAUUGGCUCGUAAAGAUAGGGUGGGGGCUGGCGUAGUCUUCCUGUCACCCGAGAGACACGUAUUGCCCUACUCAUUCUCUUUAAGUGAACUUUGCUCGAACAAUGUUGCAGAAUACCAGGCUUUGAUCAUGGGCUUACAAAUGGUCGUAGAGAUGAAGAUAUCGAGCUUAGAAGUAUAUGGUGACUCCAUGUUAGUGAUCAACCAAUUGUUGACCCACUACGAAGUUAGGAAGGAUGAUCUAAUUCCAUAUCACCAAAUGGCCACGCAAUUACUGGAAAGGUUUGACUUCGUGACGCUGGAGCAUGUGCCAACGUUAUCUCGGUAUUGUCCAUUGACAUUGACGAUUGGAGGCAACCUUUAA
Molecule: messenger RNA, 1881 nt
Organism: Prunus armeniaca (apricot)
Lineage: Eukaryota; Viridiplantae; Streptophyta; Magnoliopsida; Rosales; Rosaceae
Source: the annotation of a GenBank genome assembly